Messenger RNA from Contarinia nasturtii (swede midge), 2075 nucleotides. Its product is annotated as laccase-2-like. Gene Ontology annotation, cellular component: plasma membrane. The record is from RefSeq and is a predicted model, not a curated record. NCBI's taxonomy places the organism in Eukaryota, Metazoa, Arthropoda, Insecta, Diptera, Cecidomyiidae. Gene Ontology annotation, molecular function: copper ion binding; oxidoreductase activity. The coding region runs from base 111 to 2039 and encodes 642 amino acids. Gene Ontology annotation, biological process: iron ion transport. The transcript is spliced from 9 exons.
UAAAAAAUUGUCCGAUAAAUCGAAUAUUGGAAACUUGAGUUUUUCUAUUAACUAAUUUUUUUAAUCUAAUUUAAUUUAAUUUGUUCCAAAUAAAUCGAAAAAUAGUAAAGAUGCAGUACCUCAUAAGAGACUGGCAUAUUCUCAUAAUCGUUUUGCUAUGUUACAUUCCAUCGUCGAUUACAAUCAACACAACUAAUAGUAAAAAUGGACUACAUCGAAAAUUCGACCAGGCUAAUCCAAUGAUCGAAAAUGGCCGGAGUUGUUAUCGCAAAUGUGAUGGAACACCUAAAAUUUGUUAUUUCCACUUUAAGGUGGAAGUCUAUGAAACAAUGAGUUGCGAGUGUGUGAAUGGCAAACUAGACGAUUGUUUCAAUGUCGGUUGCGUAACGGCAAAUGGUGUUGAACGUAAUAUGAUGACAGUAAAUCGUCAAUUGCCCGGAACACCAAUCAAUGUUUGCAAAAAUGAUCGUCUUAUAAUCGACGUAGAAAAUCGUUUGCACGGAUCCGAAUUGACAAUUCAUUGGCAUGGAAUUCAUCAAAAGGAAACACCCUGGAUGGAUGGUGUGCCAAUGGUAACACAGUGUCCAAUUGCUUCGGGAAAUACAUUUCGCUAUGAUUUCCAUGUACGCGAAUCUGGCACACAUUACUAUCACGCACAUUCCGGUCUUCAUAGAAGCAAUGGCAUUUUUGGUGCAUUAAAUGUUCGCCAACAAAAUGAUCCGAAUGCAGAAUAUUACGAUUACGAUAGAGCUGAACACUCGAUUUUAUUGUCUGAUUGGAAUAAUUUUUUGGCCGAAGAAAAUAUGCCAGGACGCCGAGCUUAUAGAAUGAAAACAGAAAGUAUUCUAAUAAAUGGACGAGGAAGUUUUAUGGAUAGAGAAACCGGAAAUUUUACAUUUGCACCAAUGGAAGUGUUUUAUGUUGAAAGAGGCAAACGGCAUGUUUUCCGCAUUGACAAUACUGCAUCACACAAUUGCCCAUUUGAAUUCAGUAUUGAAAAUCAUCGAUUGACGGUGAUAGCGACAGACGGUUAUUCGAUUGAUCCAGUCGUUGUGGAUCGUGUGGUUUCCCAUUCAGGUGAACGAUAUGAUGUUGUUAUGGAAGCAACAAACGAUUCAUUUACGAAAGAGACUUUAAUCCGAGUACGUGCACUUGGAUAUUGUUUAACAUUAGACUUACAACUUCAAGAAUUUGCUAGAAUCAUUUCCGUGGAUAAUUUGAAUAAUUAUACAGCACACCAUAGAGAUCGAGAACCAUUAAUUGAAAGACCAACCUAUAAAUCUCUAGAAGAUCCAACGGCAUCUUACUUGAAUCAUCCGGAAAUGAAUUGCGCCGACUCAAAUUCGAGUAGCAUAUGCAUUACUGCUUUACACCAAAAGCCGAAACCAAAUGCAUCUGCGGAAAACUUAAGGCAUGAAGAAAUCGAAAAACGCUUUGAAUUUGAAUUACGAGUCGAUUAUGAUACAAAACGAUUGGCAGCUUUUAAUGACUCGUUUUCGGUAUCAAUGAUAAAUAAUAUCUCGAGCACGCAUCCACCGGUACCGGUACUAACUCAAGACGAUUCUUCUCUUGACUAUUGUAAUGCUGACCAUUUACCAUCAAACUGUGACAGUCAAAAUACUUGCCAUUGCAUUCAUUCAAUUCCACUGGAUCUUUGCAAAAUCUAUGAGUUUUUCGUGUUUGACGGCCACCAUAAUAUAAAUGUACCCGUAUAUCAUCCGAUUCAUUUGCAUGGCUACGGAUUCCAAGUGCUUGACAUGGGAACCAUGGAACAAUAUCGAAAUGGUCAAACAGCAUUCGUAAAUUCUGAGCAUUUACCACCACUCAAGGACACCGUAAGCGUUCCACAUAAAGGAUUCGUUCGAUUAAGAUUUAGAUCAUGUAACCCGGGCUAUUGGUUUCUCCACUGUCACGAUCAAUUCCACGUAAACACCGGGAUGAUGGCCAUUAUUAAAGUAGGCGAAAAAUCAGAUAUGGUUCAACGACCGGACAAUUUUCCAAUUUGCGGAAACUAUUUGCCACCUUUGCCACUCGAAUAAAGAGUCUUAGGGGAGUAAGACGAACUUUUCCGCACG